Molecule: messenger RNA, 1524 nt
Organism: Dictyostelium purpureum
Lineage: Eukaryota; Evosea; Eumycetozoa; Dictyosteliales; Dictyosteliaceae
Exons: 2
Coding region: 1-1524 (507 amino acids)
Biological process (GO): mRNA splicing, via spliceosome
Cellular component (GO): precatalytic spliceosome; catalytic step 2 spliceosome; Prp19 complex
Molecular function (GO): protein binding
Source: RefSeq, a predicted model, not a curated record
AUGGUAGAAUCAGUAAUAAAAAAAGAUGAAAAUAAUAAAAAUGAACAAACAUCCAAUAUAGAUAAAAUAUUAAAGCAAUCUCUUUUAAAUGCACAUCAAUUAUUUAGUUAUAGCGAUCCAACAGAAACAACAACCAAUGCAACAAACCCAAAUACAAAUACAAAUAACAAUACAAACACAAAUAUAUAUGAUGAAGACGAGUCUAAAAGAAUCGGUUUAUACUCAAAAAUUAAAGAUGAAUAUGAUUCAGUAAAAAAUUUACCACCUCCACAAUUAAAGAAAGCAGCAGCAACUUCAAAACAAGCUGCAGGAACAGCAUCAUCUGCAUCAUCCGCAUCUGCAUUAAAUAAACCAACUAUUGAAGAGAUUGAGGUAGAUAAAUCAAUUGAUAAUAUAAUUAAAAGUUUACCACAACAACAAGAUGAAAAGAGAAGAAAACUUGAUAGUGAUAAAAAUCAACUAUCAAUUUAUACACCACCAAGUAAUAAAGAGAAUAUUAACAUAAGAGCAUUAAAUUCAUAUGAACCUUUAACUUAUACCAAACCAGAAUGGCAUCCACCUUGGAAAUUAAUGCGUGUUAUUAGUGGACAUAAUGGAUGGGUAAGAGCAGUAGCAGUGGAUCCAUCCAAUCAAUGGUUUGCAACAGGUAGUACAGAUAACACUAUAAAGAUUUGGGAUUUAGCAAGUGGUGAAUUAAAGGUAACCUUAACAGGUCAUGUUAGCGCAAUUAGAGAUAUCAAAAUUAGUUCAAGACACCCAUAUUUAUUUUCAGCAGGUGAGGAUAAUAAAGUGCUCUGUUGGGAUCUCGAAACCAAUAAACAAGUUAAAAACUAUUAUGGACAUAAGAAUGGCGUUUAUUCAUUGGCACUUCAUCCAACUUUAGAUGUAUUAUUCAGUGGUGGUAGAGAUAAAAUGGUACGUGUUUGGGAUAUGCGUACAAGAGGUCAAAUUUUUGAAAUGAGAGGUCACAAAGAUACAGUCAAUUCAUUAGUUUCACAAAAUGCAGAUCCACAAAUCGUUUCAGGUUCGUCCGAUUCAACUGUUAAACUUUGGGAUUUAGCAACAGGUACAAGUGCAGCAACCCUUACAAAUCAUAAAAAGAGUGUUCGUGCAAUGGCUAUGCACUCAAGAGAUUAUUCAUUCGCUAGUGGUAGUGCCGAUAAUAUCAAGCAAUGGAAAUGCCCAGAUGGUAGUUUUAUUAAAAAUCUUUCAGGCCACAACGCAAUCAUCAACGCCAUGGCACUCAAUGAAGAUAAUGUUUUAGUCUCUGGAGGUGAUAAUGGUUCAAUGCAUUUAUGGGAUUGGAAAACUGGUUAUUGCUUCCAAAAAUUACAAACUAUCGUUCAACCAGGUUCUUUAGAUAGUGAAGCUGGUAUAUUUUCAAUGUCCUUUGAUAGAACUGGCUCAAGAUUAAUUACUGGUGAAGCAGAUAAAACUAUUAAAUUUUAUAAAGAAGAUGAAGAAGCUACUCCUGCAUCUCAUCCCGUUGUAGAUUGGAAACCAUCAAAAACAGAUAGAUAUUAA